AUGGAGAAAUAUCUUCGUGAGUGGCGCCAAGAAGCCCUCAACCGCUGCCAGUACGACACAGCCAUCUUCGUCGCAGACAAACUGCUGGCCUUGACAGAUGACGACCAAGAUGCCUUCUGGCUAGCCCAGGUACACUUCACCACCGGCAACUACAACAGGACGCAAUCACUCCUGGCACGCGGGAACCUCGUCGAACGCACACCACAAUGUCGAUACCUCGCCGCGCAUUGCUCCCUAAAGCUGGGCAAAUUGGACGAGGCUCUGAACAUACUGGGCGACAAGAACCCGACUCAUCUCAUCUCAGCGCCAGGCAACACGCGUACCAAACUGCGGCAUGUCGAUGUCAACACACGGGCAGGCGCAAGACAGAACAAGAACGGCUCGCGCAACGAGCGCUUACCCACCAGCGAGGAGCGUGACCGGGAGGAUGUUAACAACAUCAAGUCGGAAGCAGGCAUGUGCUAUCUGAGAGGCGUAUGCUAUGCAAAGCAGAAUUCCUUCGAUCGGGCCAAGGAGUGCUACAAGACAGCGGUGCAGAUUGACGUGCAAUGCUUCGAGGCCUUCGAUGCGCUCAUGUCCAACUCACUCAUGGCGCCCGAGGAGGAGUGGAAGUUCUUGGAGUCGCUCAACUUCGACACCAUCAACGUCACCAACAACCCUUCGCUAUCGCAAGAGGCGGCUUCCUUCACCAAGACACUCUACACCACACGAUUGUCCAAGUACACCAGACCAGACGAGUUUGCCAACGCGACCGAGACACUCACAACCCACUACAAUCUUGGCGAGAAUCCAGAUAUCGUCCUCUCCAAAGCCGACCUCAUGUUCACCCUCUGCCGCUUCCGUGAUACCCUUGCCCUUACAUCAGCCGUCCUCGCCAACGACAAGUACAAUUUCAACAUCAUGCCUAUACACAUAGCGUCCUUGCAUGAGCUCGGAGAAAAAAACACCCUGUUCCUGCUUGCGCACGAACUCGCGGACACAAACCCCUCAGAACCAUGCGCUUGGUUCGCUGUCGGUACCUACUAUCUCGCCAUCGGUCGCAUAGCUGAAGCACGCCGCUACUUCUCCAAGUCCUCAAUGAUGGAUCCACACUUUGGCCCUGCCUGGAUAGGUUUCGCGCAUACUUUUGCCGCAGAAGGAGAGCAUGAUCAAGCCAUCUCUGCCUACUCUACCGCCGCACGCCUCUUUCAGGGCUCGCACCUCCCACAGCUUUUCCUCGGUAUGCAGAACCUUCAGUUGAACAAUCUCAGCCUGUCACGAGAAUACUUGAAGACGUCAUAUGAUCUGUGCGAGAACGAUCCGUGUCUUCUUAACGAGAUGGGCGUUGUCUAUUUCCACGAAGGACAGCUGCUAGACGCUAUACAAUUCUUCCGCCGUGCACUGGCCUUCUCGGAACAAAAUGAAGCAGAUCCGGAUGCUUGGAUUCCCACACGGAUAAACCUUGCCCACGCACUUCGAAAAUGUGAUCAGUUUAACGAAGCACUUGCGACAUUUGACGAGGUUCUUCGCCACGGCAACAAGGACCCUAGCGUCUUCACCGCGAAAGCACUAGUGCUCCUGAACCUUCAUCGAAAUUGGGAUGCCAUCGUUACCUUGCACGAAGCCCUCGCCGUCUCGCCCCAGGACCCUAUGGCUACCUAUCUCCUCAAUCGCGCGCUGGAGAUGAACGAGUCAGAAAGUGGGCUCCUCGAAUCUGGACGGGCUGACAUGACCGAGGGUGCGGACGAAGACGAAGAGAUUGAAGAGUUAGAACGAAGAAUGAAUGGCAAGCUGCGUGAGAUUGAACAGAAUCGCAGUGCGGGCAGGCGAGGUCGUAGGAGACGGCAUGCACAAGGCGUAGCAGACGAAGACCUCAGCGCUUUUGGGGAGAGUAUGGUGGUCGACUCGGAUGAAGGCUAG
This is a messenger RNA of Alternaria burnsii, 1899 nucleotides long. Its product is annotated as anaphase-promoting complex subunit cut9. Gene Ontology annotation, biological process: cell division. Gene Ontology annotation, molecular function: protein binding. Bases 1 to 1899 code for a protein of 632 amino acids. The transcript is spliced from 2 exons. The record is from RefSeq and is a predicted model, not a curated record. Lineage: Eukaryota; Fungi; Ascomycota; Dothideomycetes; Pleosporales; Pleosporaceae.